Molecule: messenger RNA, 6545 nt
Organism: Sardina pilchardus (European sardine)
Lineage: Eukaryota; Metazoa; Chordata; Actinopteri; Clupeiformes; Clupeidae
Gene: sphk2
Product: sphingosine kinase 2
Exons: 7
Coding region: 1415-4138 (907 amino acids)
Biological process (GO): positive regulation of apoptotic process; sphingosine biosynthetic process; sphinganine-1-phosphate biosynthetic process
Cellular component (GO): membrane; intracellular membrane-bounded organelle; cytoplasm
Source: RefSeq, a predicted model, not a curated record
UGCUGCUGUCUCAAGUAGACUUCCUGAACAUGUACAGAGGUUUUCCAGUGAAGGAUCGCGACUUUACCUCGUCGUGGGGGAACUGUAAUGAGACAUCUGUUUUGGAAUGGACCUAAACCAUGACUCAGGGGGAAACUACAUAAAAAGAACACCAUGACGUAAAAGAAGGCGAAAUGGACAAAACUGACUUUUACACCUUUUGUGUUUGAGUUUUUUUUUUUUUUUUAAUGCCUGUUCUUAGCUGUAAACCAGCCAACACUGAGGAGGGACAUUUAUUCUUUCAUGGAUUACAAAGGGUGGAAUUUGUGGCAUUUUUCCAUUGGAUGAACUUCCAUCCCACCUGCGCCCCAGCAAGUCCGAGACAGGAAGUGAAAGUCUUAUCCAGCCACCUCACUUCCUCAACUCCCCGCAGCUCCCCCCAGCUUGGCAUGCCUUCAGUUCCGGCAUCUCUCUGAACAACACAGUUUAGGCUGAGGAGACAGUAGCUCUCUCCCCAGUUGGGUGGACUUGGUUUUCCUCAUUCCUGCUGUUGAUGCUCUGUGUGUCAGUUGUUUAGAAGUUUAAUUCAGCUGACCUCUGGAUGACUAGUUAUUUAAUGUUCAUCAUCUCUCUGACCUCAUGACCUUGAUGACAUCAUCUGUAGCUGCCUGGCCUGUGUUGCACUACAAAGUUGUUGCCGGCAUCACACUGAUCAGAUAUCUUCCAUAUCAUUCGCUUCCUUUGGUGUACUGCAACAAACUUUUUUGAGUCCACUUUUUUUAAUAUAUUUUAAUUAUUUUUUUGUUUAAAUGUAUACAUAUUUGUAUGUAUAUGAAUUUGCCAUCCAUUAUCAGACAAUUGAUGACGAGCAAUCUCAGUCUUCAAAAGCACUUUAGUAAUUAUUAUCUAGUUGGUGUAUCUGUUGUUAGAACUGUAUAACUGCUGUGUUAUAAACUUUAAAAACUGACGGUGUUCCAAGCCGGAAUAACAUUUAUAAGAGAGGCAUUUUAAAAUUCAGGUUUUGAAUUGUGCAUUUAACAGGAUUAGAAAACUGCUGUUCCAAAGAGAAAACGCUAAACUUGGAUUUGGAAAGAAAAAGUCAUUUGGGAUUUAACAAAAAAACAUCUGCAGUUUUUUUUUUUUGAACCGUCCUUGGCAUGUGUCCAUUCUAAGCUGAUGACUGUGACCCAGUUUAACCAUCCAUAGAAUACCUAUUUAUAAACAAAGCACUCAAAACGAACAGCAACAGAUAAUACACAUCUGUGAUUUAACCAAGAACUUUCAGCGUGGGAGCAGUUUGCACACUGCCCAGAUUGCCCCGGAGUCCUCCCAUGACCAGCCAGCUGCAUGCCCGACCCAGCUCCCUGUCUCAGAACGUUGCACAGGUAGCUCCUCGUGUUCCCCGCGCCCUGGGCAGCCUCCUGCCCCUGUGAGGAUGCGCUCGCCAGAGCCCCAGAUCCCGUCCCCGUCAGAAGCCCUGCUCCAUGGCCAGUUUGACGGCUGGAGCACAGGUGCCACUGGAGGUGGUGGUAGUGGAGGAGGAGGAGGAGGAGUAGGCGGCGGCAGCGGGGGCAAUAACAGCUGCCCCAAUAGCCCCGGGGGGCCGGCGUCUCUGCAGGCCAGCAGCCCGGCGGCCAGCUACGCCCUGACGCUGACGCACACACACGUCCACGUGCAGCGGCUCUCUCCGCGGCCGGGCAAGGACUCGCGGCUGCUGCUGCCCCUGGUGGAGCUGGCGGGGUGCAGUUGCCCCCGUGCCCCGGCGCCGCCGCUUCUGGUGCUCUACUGGUACCCGCCCGGCCGCCGCAGGAAGGGCGUGUCCCGGCGCAGGCAGGUGAGGGCGUACCUGGCGGAGAGCCGAGCCGAGGCCGAGAAGUGGUACGCCGCCGUCCAGUGCCUGCUGAGAGGAGUCGUCGUCAGCGCCACCACAGAAUUUAGCAAGAGCCUGUUGCCCCGCCCCCGACGCCUGCUGCUAUUGGUCAAUCCUUUCAGUGGGCGGGGCCAGGCCAUGCAGUGGUGUCAAACACACAUCCUGCCAAUGAUCAGAGAGGCCAACAUCAGCUACAACCUCAUCCAGACAGAGCGCCAGAACCAUGCAAAAGAGCUCAUCAGGGAGAUUUCCCUGCAGGAGUGGGACGGUAUCAUCAUCGUGUCUGGCGAUGGACUUCUCCAUGAGGUGAUAAAUGGUCUCAUGGAAAGGCCGGACUGGGAGACGGCCAUAAAGACUCCAGUGGGAAUCCUGCCAUGCGGGUCUGGGAAUGCCCUAGCUGGAUCCAUAAACCACUAUGCGGGGUAUGACAUGUGCCUUCGAGAGCCCCUGCUCCUUAACUGCUGCUUCUUGCUCUGCCGAGGCGGGGUGAGACCCAUGGACCUGGUCUCCGUGACGACCAGUCCCAUUUCCUCUUCGUCCUCCAAUCAGAACGGGCGGCCGGCCGCCCCCAGACGGCUCUUCUCCUUCCUGUCGGUGGCGUGGGGCUUCGUGUCGGACGUGGACAUCGAGAGCGAGCGGUACCGGGGCCUGGGCUCGGCUCGCUUCACGCUGGGCACGCUGGUCCGGCUGGCCUCGCUGCGCUCCUACAAAGGCCGUCUGUCCUACCUGCCCCCCAACGCCGUCACCUCGUCCCCCGACAACACCACCACCCCCCCGCCCCAGAGGCGGCCCCUGUCGCGCAGCAUCACCGAGGGCCUGGAGGGCUUCUGCCGCACCCCCAUCCACCGCACCAUCUCCGACAUGGGCCUCAGCGAGCAGAGGAGCCUGCGCAGGGGGGACGGGGAGCGAGAGAGGGAGCGGGAGAAAGAGAGGGAGGAGAGAGAGAGGGAGCGAGAGAGGAGGAGGGAGAGGGCCAGAGGGGUCAAGGUGGUCCGCGCCAGCAGCCUGGCGGAGGACAGAGAAAGGGAACUGGAGGCGGAGGGGAGGCUGGGCACGGCCGAGAGGCUGGAAGGGAACGCGGAAGAGAAGGACGAGGACAUGGAGGAUAGAGAGAGCGAGAGCGACAGCAGAAGUAGCAGAGAGGAGGGCAGGAGCGAGGGACAGGGAGAGCGGGGUGGAGGGGUGGAGGCGGAGGAGGAGGGGGUGACGGAGGCGAGGGAGGUGAGCGAGGACGACGGCCUGGUGAUGGGACGCGAGGCGCAGGAAUGCUCCGACGGCGACCUGGACUCCGAGGACCCGCCCGAGCCGCGGGUGGCCGUGCGCAAGAACUCGGCGCCGUCCAGCCAGAUCGCCAAAGCCUUCUUCAGCCAGCCAAUCAGCGCCAGCGCCGACUCGGACGCCGAGAUGGAGCCGGCGGCGUACGGGCAGCCGGACGAGGACGCCAACGGCACGUACUUCCAGCGCGAGGCCUUCCCGCCGCUGGACACGCGCGAGCGCUCGCUGACCAUCUCCUCGCCGUUCCGCCACUCGCCGUUCUCCUACAAGCCCAAAGCGGCGCUGGACCAGAACCAGAACUCGUCCGGCCGGCCGCGGCCGCUCUCGCUGCUGCACCACCACUCGCACUCCAACUCGCUGCCGCCCAAGCUGCCCUCGCUGUCGCUGUCGCUGUCGCCCACGCCGCCCUCCUCGCCCAGCUGCGCCUCCCCGCACGCCUCCUCCUACCUGGCCCCGCGGCCCAACACCCCCGGCUCCUCCUCCCCCUCGCCCUCGCUGCGCUCCCCCUCCCCCUCCUUCACCUUCGACAUCGCCGAGGCGGCGGGGCCGCUGAAGAACCGUCCGCACCUGUGCGGCCCCUACAUCCCGCCGCGCGACGACCUGCUGCCGCCGCUGGACCAGCCGCUGCCCACGCGCGACUGGGUGACCAUCGAGGGGGACUUCGUGCUGGUGCUGGCCAUCUACCAGUCUCACCUGGGCGCGGACCUGCACGCGGCCCCGCACGCCCGCUUCGACGACGGCCUCAUCCACCUGACGUUUGUGCGGGCGGGCAUCUCGCGCGCCACGCUGCUGCGGCUGUUCCUGGCCAUGGAGAGGGGCGCGCACCUGUCCCUGAGCUCGCCCUACGUGAGCCACGUGACGGCCAAGGCCUUCCGCCUGCAGCCGCUCUCCUCCAGGGGCACCCUCACCGUGGACGGGGAGCUGGUGCCCUACGGACCCCUGCAGGCCCAGGUCCAUCCCUCCAUGGCCCGGCUCAUUGUGGGCGACUCAGGAGUCCGAAUCACCAGGUUCUGAGCAGCUUGUACAAGACGGCACAGGGAUUUGGGUCCAUGUUGAUUACCCCCCCCCCCCCCCCCCAUGUCUCUGUCCCUCCUUCCCACUCUCUGUGGAUUGUGUAACACUUCAGAUUUAGAAAGAAGGAGAUUUGGGGGGGAAAAAGAAAAAAAAAAUGAAAUAGCCCACCACUGGAAUACUGGCUCUUUCUGGGAUUUACUAAAAGGGAUGGCCUAAUCGGCCUGCACGCGAGCGGAUUAUUAGCGAAUUUAGCGAAGGGAGAAAAAAAAACUGUGAGCCGUUACAUAGCUGCUGGAUUACGCCAGGAUUACGCUCUACCAUCGACUGACGCAUGAAAAACACAAAUCCCCGUGGGGGAAGGAAAAAAACGGAGAAAUAAACAAGUACGGCAACAAAAAGAAUCAGAAUGGCUGAAUGUCUGCAUCUUAGUGUGUACACUCACGCAUACCAUGCACUACCAGACCCUGCCUUAUCCAGAGAGAGGAAAUAAAAACAAAGGUUGAAAAGAUCUCCCACUGUUCUAGAACCACCUCAAGGGAAGCCACACCCUCAGGCACAGAACCCCCCCCCCAGCCCACCUCGGUCCACCCCGGCCUCUGUGUCAUACCCUGCAUUGUGUAAUGGCCAUCCGUCCAUGCAAUGCCUUAUCCAGCUCAGAAUCUGAACAUGCAACCCCCCCCCCCCCCCCCUCUCUCUCUCUCUCUCUGUUAAUACUUCUCCUCCCAUCAAACUCUGGAAGACUUCGCUCUUGAGGAAAGUGUCUGAAGGACAGGGGUCACCCAUCCACAUCUGUAGGAUAGAUUCCUCUGUUUAUUCAGUCCAUUAGGGAAAUGGACAAAAACACUUUAAAACCCUUCUCACUAAAUAACAGACAGACACAAGCUCACAGCCAAACUGAUGCAGUUGUAGGAUUAACUUGAAAUCUGUUUUUAUGACUCCAUUUAAAUGUUUUUUUUUUUUUUUUUUAAUUUUAAUUUUAUGUUUGUCCGUGCAUCUAAAGGAAAGAAAUACCUUUCGGGAGAGAGGAGGCUGUUAAAUGUUAGUUGCUCAGUCACAGUGUAAGUUGCAUUUGCCUGCAUUUGCAAAGCAUGUGUGAUGAGGAAGACGAGGAUGAUGAAGCUGACAGAUGCCAGUCUGCUGGGUGCUUUAGAGAACGCUGCCUCUGCCAUGGUGGCUGGAUGACAUAAUCUUCCUCUCCGUCCUGAUGCUCAUUUGCCCUCUGCCCAUUCUCAAAACGAUGGAGGAUUGCUUGGUCAGAGAUGUUUGAUUCUUGUUCAUUUGAAAAAAAAAAAAGGCCUCUGACAUCACAUGAGGAAAUAGUCCAUAGAACUGUAAACAAUAUAUUUUUUAUUUUUUCUAAGCCUUUUUGUUAGCAUUUCCUCAGCAGCCUGAUAUUGUGUGGAUGCCUGUUCUUUUGUGUCACUGAGCUCUAGUCCUUUGCUCUACAACAGAACGGCCCUUGAAUGAUCACUGCGGAUUGAUCAUGACGCACAGUCUUCUUCACAGCUGAUAGGCCAGUCACGUUAGGUCUGUGAAAGAAACAAUCUCUAUAGGAUUGCGACACUAAUAUGACUGACAUACAUGUGUUUUUGCUUUUAAAAGGCAGGUUUGUAGUUUAAUAUUUUCAGAGGGAACAUUUCAUGUUUGUUUAAUGUAUUCAGUACAUUUCUGAAUGGACCAUCUGAUGACAUCUAAAAUAAUCUAUCCAAAAUAUUUGAUUGCAAAAUACAGUGAAGGGUAUUGCUGUUCCUUUCAAGGGGUUCCGUCCCUGAGUUUAUUUGCCUUUUUUUUCUUAAUCUGCUUCAAUCUAGUCAUAAUUUUAUUUAUGUUAAUCUUCCGUUUUGGCAUGUAAUAACUUAAAGAAAUUCUUAUCAGUGGUCAUUUUGGCCUAUGCACUUUUAAGUUCUAUCUCUCUGCUGGAAAAAAAGAGAAAUUGUAAAAUUUCCACAGGAGCAUCUCUGUGGAUAUGUCCGAAUGCUUUUCUUUGUUUUCUGUCUGUUUUCUGUCUUUUUCACAAAUCACUCAGAUAAUAUUCAGCAAAUGUUGCCAGUAGCAAAUAGAACUUGGGCUUGAUGAAUUUUGUACAUCAUGGUUGAGUCCAUGUCCAAACUAUUUCUGCCAGUAGGUCCAUGAAUCCCAGCUCUGUUUUGCUCUUAAACGUGUGUGACUAGUUUGUAUCAGCUGCCCAGUUGAUGGACUGUCGCUGGAUUGAAUGUUGGACCAUCUAUUUUAGAGCAAUUUAAUAAGAACAAUAUCAGGCUCACACGCCAGUGAAGAUGUCUUUGUUAAUAGUUGAUUAUAUGAUGCCUGUAAUAAAAAAGUGUAAUUAUAACUAAAAUAUGCUAUAAAUAAAUAUAAAAUGUACAGUACAUAGUUAUAUGGUUUCAAAUGUUUCUCUUCAUUAAGA